Molecule: messenger RNA, 4156 nt
Organism: Podarcis muralis (Common wall lizard)
Lineage: Eukaryota; Metazoa; Chordata; Lepidosauria; Squamata; Lacertidae
Gene: CRKL
Product: CRK like proto-oncogene, adaptor protein
Biological process (GO): cell migration; enzyme-linked receptor protein signaling pathway; positive regulation of ERK1 and ERK2 cascade
Cellular component (GO): cytoplasm
Molecular function (GO): signaling adaptor activity; receptor tyrosine kinase binding
Source: RefSeq, a predicted model, not a curated record
CCCCUUUCCCUCCCGCUCCGGCCUAGGCCGCCAUUUUGGCGCUGCGCUCUGGCGGACGGAGGAGCCGAGAGCGGCUGAGGCGAGCUUGGCGGGCAGGGCCUUGGAAGAGCCGGCCGCUCCUCCCGAGGGGCGAAGGGCGAGCGGGAUGCGCCGCCUGAGCUGAGCACGAGGCUCGCCCCUGCGCCCGCCUUCGCUUCCCCCGGGCCCCGCGGCCUGCCUGCCUGCCUCCCCUCCACCUUCCUUCCUUCCCUCCCUCGCCAUGUCUUCGUCGUCCUCGUCGGUGGCGUCGGCGGCGCGCUUCGACCCGUCGGACCGCUCGUCGUGGUACGCGGGCCCGCUGUCCCGGCAGGAGGCCCAGGGGCGCCUGCAGGGGCAGCGCCACGGGACCUUCCUGGUGCGGGACUCGGCCACCUGCCCCGGCGACUACGUCCUGUCCGUCUCGGAGAACUCGCGCGUCUCGCACUACAUCAUCAACUCGCUGCCCGGGAGGCGCUUCAAGAUCGGCGACCAGGAGUUCGAGCACCUGCCGGCCCUCCUCGACUUUUACAAGAUCCACUACCUGGACACCACCACCCUCAUCGAGCCCGCGCCCAGGUAUCCAGCUGCACUGAUGGGAUCUGGAUCAGCCCCCAUCAUGACUGCUGCAGAAGAUAACGUGGAAUACGUCCGGACUCUUUAUGACUUUGCUGGAAACGAUGCAGAGGAUCUGCCAUUUAAAAAGGGAGAGAUCCUGGUCAUUGUAGAGAAGCCUGAAGAACAGUGGUGGAGUGCCAGAAACAAAGAUGGCCGUGUUGGGAUGAUUCCUGUUCCUUAUGUUGAGAAGCUUGUCAGAUCUUCCCCACACGGAAACAGGAACAGGAAUUCCAACAGCUACGGGAUUCCUGAGCCUGCCCAUGCUUAUGCUCAGCCUCAGACGGCCAGCCCUCUUCCCAACAUAGCCAAUACGCCUGGGGCAGUCAUCACUCCCCUCCCAUCCACACAGAAUGGACCAGUCUUUGCCAAAGCAAUUCAAAAGAGAGUUCCAUGUGCUUACGACAAGACUGCCUUGGCGCUAGAGGUUGGUGACAUCGUGAAGGUCACAAGGAUGAAUAUCAAUGGUCAAUGGGAAGGUGAAGUUCAUGGUAGAAAAGGGCUCUUUCCUUUCACACACGUCAAAAUAAUUGACCCUCAGAAUCCUGAUGAAAGCGAAUGAUUCCUGUUGGCCCAUUUCUCUGUUGCUGCUUCAUUUCCCUGGCUAUCAUGAGCAUCAUCGGAAGUGCAAUGAUGACUGUUAAUGGCGCCUUGUAAGCAUUGUCCAUUUUUUCCAGCUUGCUGCAAUUUGACAGCCCUGUAGUAUCUGUUUGGAAUGCAUACAGCUGAAGUUGCUUGUGGGCCCUCGUGCGGCAAUGACGUCGUCCAAAACUUAAAAGUAGCACCUGGAAGGAUUUUGGACCUUGAGCUCCAGAAGAUUGGUGAUGUCACCCAGGCAGAAGAACAGAGGGUGGAACUUCAGCUGACCCGGCCAAGGUUUCUGUCCAUGGGCAACAUUCUACUCAGGAGGAGAAUUCUAAGCAACUUUGUCCAGAACCUACGUAAUUUUAUUUUUCCUUCCAGGGCAGGGAACACUUGAUUUGAGAGGAAAUAAUCUGUUUAAGCAGUUAGAAUAAUAGUGUCUUUAGGCUAUAAUUGAUGCUUGUGUAUUAUUAGCAAGACAGUUCUGUGAGUUUGUCGUUGACCUAGAAACAAGUUUGGAAUGGCGGCAAAAUGUCAUUUAAGGAAUUGCAUUGAGCAGGGUCUUCUAUUUAUAACCGUGACACAUAACUGGUCUGUUUUGCCAUACACUUGUCUAAAACUUUGCUGUUUUGUUUGCAAAACCAUGGCAGUUUUGUUGUUUUUUUAAGCUCAAUCUGACAGUCACUAGAUGCAAGAUUUUAAAAGAUAGACUUUCACAAGCUUGGUUGAAAUUGGCACUUUCUGCCUCUUUUAAAAAGCAAAACCACCAACCAUUGAUAAUCUCCAAUGGGAAUAUAGACAUAAUGAAAAGUUUUUACCAUUUAAACCUUUUAACUAUCCUGUGCCCUUCUGUACAAAUGUCUCUGUUAGAUUCUAACUAUCAUAACGAGGAAUGGUAAAUGCAGAAACCUGAAUGUGGGUUUUGUCAUUUGAAGAACUGACUCUCUAGAUGAUGGUUUUUAAAAGUUUAGUUGGCACGUGUUGUCUCUUGAGGAUUUUGGACUUCUGAGGAGCCUCAUGUUCAACUCAGUAUUAAAGUGCCUUAAUUUGGGAUGAAAGUUGCUGAAGGGGAUGCCAUUUCAGCUUUAAGGUCUGCAGAGAAGCAGUUCAGUUCACUGAUCCUUAAAACCCUGUAGUGACUGUUGAUGGUCUGAAGAAGCACGAUUUUACUGCCAAACAUACUGUGAAUUAGGCUAGCCUUGAUACUCCCAGAAAGCAUUUUCCCACCUUAGGUGCUAAGACCCUCCGUGAUGGACAGCAGCACAGUUGUCCUAGAGAAUAGCCAGGCAGGUGCCCCUCUUGAUCUGUCUUGAGUUACGGUGGAGUAGUACUACUGAGCUUUGUGUUUAGGAAUAUUUAAGCUGCAAUAAAUGUCAGUCUGCCAUAAUAAGAUAAUCCUACUACAUAGAGGCCCUCACUCUCCCGAGCUGUCCUUAAAUGACAGCUUAUAGAUAUAGACUGUGUGCAACUUCUGCCUUGAAAAGCUGCAGAAGCAGCACUUGUGUGUGCGUUUGUGCGUGUGUGUGUGCAUGAUGGGAUGCUUUUUAUUUACCCUGCUCUCAGCAGGCAGCGAGGAGUCUGAUGUCGGAGCCCAGGAGCUGUUGCUUCCUUGCCUCUCGUCAGACUCUUUGCUGCCUGGUAAACUAAUGUUAGGAUUGCAAAUAAGAAUCUCGGCACAUGAGUGUCUGUUAACCAGGACCACAAGCAAGACUAGCUGGUGGCUUCUGAGGCAGGUGAGAGCUUUGAAGUCCACCUGAAGCCAAAGAGUGGCUUCUGUCAUGGCUAACGAGUGCAGCUCAAGUGUAGCACACUAAGUUGAUUUUGAUGGUAAAACUUGCAUCAAAAUGUUUAUUUGCUAUUUUAUUAUGAUAAAAAUAUUUUCAUACUAAAAAAAACCCCAACCAACCAUGUUUAAUCUGUCUGUAAACGUCACCAGUUUUUCCUCUUGGCUUCUGGCUGGGCUGUGUCUCGCAGAAGCUGCUGUCCCUUCCUGGGGCUAGUUUCCGGUUAAUUGUAAGACCUCAUCAAUCUAUGCAUUACGAUGUAAGGUGCCAAAAAGCCUUGCAGUGCAAUCCUUGGCAUGUUUACUCAAAGUAAGUCCCAUUUAUCUCAGUAAGCCUUGCUCCCUCAGUGAGUGUGCAUAGGGUUGGGUUUCAAAUUAGUAAUUGGUUGAAAUGUCUGCUGUCAAAACCAUCUUGGGAAGGUUUUCCCUUAUCCUGCUGUACAGAUGAAUGGAUCCCUGAUCGAGGGGGGGGGGACUGGCAAAAGUGCCGAUAGAAAUCAUGAUUGUUUACAAAUCAGGCAGGAAUGCAUCAAAGGGAAUCUCCUGUUUGGCUGGGCCUCUUGGGGGGGCCCCGACCAUUAUUUUUUUGUAAAGGGACAGAAAGCGUUCGCUGUGCCAUUUCAUGUGCCUGCAAUAACUUUUUGUAUUGUAUAAUGAACAUUCUGGAACUGGGUUGGCUGUCCUGUGUGUGUAGUGAUUUACUCCGAUGUCUCCAGCAGAACGCGAAACUUGACUGCUCUCUUCCCUUGUGGGACCAGUAGAAGCGUUCUGGGGAGCUGUAAAUGUUCCUCUUGACCUAGUUUGGGUUGUUAUAAAUGCAAACAUAUCCAGACCCAUUUUUUGCAGAGGGGGAAAAAAAGGUGGCCUUGUACUUAAAAGACAGUCUUCACUGUGCAAACAUUUUUACAUAAUGGAAGUAUCAUUUGAAUUUCAGGCAAUAAUGUGUUAUGCUUUAAGCCUUAUUGUGGGGAUCAUCAUAGCUUGUUUUUAUUUUAUUUUGUGCUACAGAAUUAACAGUAUUAAAUAUAUUCUUAGAACACACACAGUGUCUUUUGUUAAAAUUAAUGCCUUUUUUGUUUUCUUAGUUUACUUCACUGGAGGUCCCACACCCAGCCAUUGCCCAGUUUGCGUACUCUCAAUAAAACAUGCAUCCAACUUGCA